CCAUACCCGUCACGAGGCAAAUGCGUCGUCACCUACCCACCCUUCUCCAUUUUUAUGUUUAACCAAACCAAACCAAACAGCUACCCCACCUUCUUCAUUAUUAUUAAUAUAAUCGUUAAUUUCAACGACAACCAUUUUCUAUUUUCUAGUCACAGAACACAACAACCUUCCUCCUUCCUCUUUCCUGUGUUGUUGUGUGCUGCUAUGGGGCGAGGGCUGGGUGUUGUGCUGGUGUUGUUGGCCGUGUACUGUGGGCUGGACCCGUUCCAGCACAGCCCAAUAGCCCACUUCCCGGACUUCGAGGUCAAGAGGGUCGACAUGCCCGCAUGGUCCGAGGUUCCCACCGACCAAGACAAGCACAAUUUGUUGCAGAAGUCAGAGAUUAAGUUCGCGAAUCAGGUGCAGGGACCAGAAAGCAUUGCCUUCGACCCUCUUGGUCGUGGCCCUUAUACUGGUCUCGCCGAUGGAACAAUCGUCUUCUGGAAUGGUCACUCCUGGCUUCACUUCGCUUAUACCUCCCCCAACAGAUCAGAGAUAUGUAAUCCUAUUGCAUCUGCAACACCAUUUAGUUAUGUGAAGAAUGAGCAUAUCUGUGGAAGGCCUUUGGGACUCAGAUUUGACAAGAAAACAGGUGAUUUGUAUAUUGCAGAUGCAUAUUUUGGGCUCCUGAAGGUAGGACCCGAGGGUGGUUUAGCAACAUCUCUUGUAACUGAGGCUGAAGGGAUUCCAUUGAGAUUUACGAAUGAUGUUGAUGUUGAUACGGAAGGGAAUGUUUAUUUUACGGAAAGCAGUGCUCUUUAUCCAAGGAGGAAUUUCCUUCAGCUGGUAUUUUCUGGGGAUGAUAGUGGCAGGGUUUUGAAAUACAACCUUGCCACUAAGGAAACCACUGUUCUUGUGAGGAACAUUCAAUUCCCAAAUGGCAUUUCCUUGAGCAAGGAUGGUUCCUUCUUUGUCUUUUGUGAAGGGGUUGUUGGCAGGUUACGUAAAUACUGGCUGAAAGGAGAAAAAGCUGGAACUUCAGAGAUUUUAGCCAUCCUACCUGGAUAUCCUGACAAUGUGAGAGUCAAUGAAGAUGGUGAUUUUUGGGUAGCUCUUCAUUCUAGAAGGUAUAUGUAUGCAUACUACAAUGGUAUCUACCCAAAGAUGAGGAAAAUAAUACUCAAGCUUCCUAUACCAAUAAAGAUUCAUUACCUGCUUCAAAUCGGGGGUCGCCAACACGCAGCGGUUAUCAGGUAUAGCCCUGAAGGUAAACUUUUGCAGAUUUUGGAGGACAGUGAGGGGAAAGUUGUUAAAGCAGUGAGUGAAGUGGAGGAGAAGGAUGGUAAACUUUGGAUGGGAAGUGUUCUCAUGCCUUUUGUUGCAGUAUACAACUUGAAAUGAUGCCGAUGAUUAGAUGAUUCUCCCCCACCAAGGAUCUAUUUUUUUCUUUUCUAUCUUGAAUUGGCCAGUUGAAGAAGUUGAAUUUUGAUUCAACAUUAUCAAUAAUGGACCUUAACUUCCUGGUUGAAAAUCCUGAGAUGGGUUUUCGCUUCCACAUUGCCAUUAGUGGUUACUAAAUUCUUCAUCAUAGAUCAGCAUUUUUUGUUUCUGGUUGAAAUUAAACAAAUGAAGAGUAAAUAUGCAAUAUGUUACAUGAAAGAAUACUAUUACUUUGGCUUGGUUUGAUCUUCGAAA
This is a messenger RNA of Glycine soja, 1674 nucleotides long. RefSeq names its product protein STRICTOSIDINE SYNTHASE-LIKE 3-like. Gene Ontology annotation, molecular function: strictosidine synthase activity. Lineage: Eukaryota; Viridiplantae; Streptophyta; Magnoliopsida; Fabales; Fabaceae. The record is from RefSeq and is a predicted model, not a curated record. The coding region runs from base 55 to 1380 and encodes 441 amino acids. Gene Ontology annotation, biological process: biosynthetic process. The transcript has 4 exons.